AUAGAGAUGGAUGAUCAAUCUAUGUUUGAUGAGUUUGGAAACCUGAGAGAGGACGUUGAAGAUCUGCAGGAUGAUGAUCAGGAGCAGGCUGUGGACGAUGAUGAAGAGGCCAACGAUCUGACAGGUAUCGAUGAUUCACGUGAUCGUCAAGAUAGAAUGUAUACAAAUGGUCAUGCCAAUGAUGAUGAUGGCGACGAAAGAAUGCAUGACAACAAUGAUGAGCGAUCAGAUCUCAGACCGAGCAAUGCAAUCGUGUUGCACGAGGAUAAGAAAUACUUCCCAGAUGCUAGCGAGGUCUAUGGCGAUGCCGAGGUCAUGGUACAGGAUGAAGACACACAGCCAAUCAGCAAGCCAAUCAUCGCGCCUCAGCGAGCACGCUCGUUCAAUCUCGUCGAUAAAGACCUGCCCAACACAGUGUACUCCAAGCAGUUCUUGGUCGACCUGCUUCAAUACCCUGCACUCAUAAGGAAUGUCUGUCUCAUCGGUAACAUCUCAUCAGGCAAGACAUCCUUCAUGGACAUGCUCUUCCUCCAGACUCACGAGAAGAAGUGGACACAUUCCAAACCUAUAAAGUACACAGACACAAGAAAGGAUGAACAACAAAGAGGACUGAGUAUUAAGGCUAUGCCAAUGACGUUACUGUUGCCAAACUCAAAGGAGAAGAGCUACCUGUGUAAUAUAAUGGAUACACCUGGACAUAUGAACUUCUCUGAUGAGGUCACAGCCUCAUUGCGUCUUUGUGAUGGCGCAGUGAUCGUGGUGGAUGCACUGGAGGGCGUCAUGCUGCAGACUGAGCGAUUGAUCACACACGCCGUCUCUGAGGGUCUGGCCAUAUCGGUCAUCAUCAACAAGAUCGAUCGCCUGAUCCUCGAGCUGAAGCUGCCUCCACAGGACGCCUACUUCAAGCUGAAGCACACAAUCGACGAGAUCAACACAGUGUUGGAGAAGGCGUCACACGGCACCGAGCGAGUCAGGGUGUCGCCCGAGCUGGGCAACGUACUGUUCGCGUCGUCUGAGAUGGGCUGGUGCUUCACUCUCAACUCCUUUGCCAACAUAUAUGCCGAUAGCCACAAUGCCAAGUUCUCUGCCGACGAGUUUGCCAAGCGUCUCUGGGGCGACCUGUACUUCCAGCCCGACACCAGAGCAUUCCGCAGGAAGUCCUCACCCUCUCAUCCAGACAUGCAGCGCACCUUUGUUCACUUCAUCCUCGAUCCCCUUUACAAGAUAUACUCAACAAUACUAUGUCGAGACAAGAAGACUGUAGAAAAUAUGUUGUUCGAACUUGGCAUUAGAUUACCAAAUGAUACAUUGGGAUUGGAUGUUAAGCCAUUGUUGAGGAUUGUACUUGGAUCAUUCUUUGGCAAGUCGACAGGAUUCGUGGAUAUGAUUGUAGCCAUGCCAUCACCUAUAGAGGGCGCGACCCGAAAGGUCGAACAUACCUACACUGGCUCACUGGCAGGAGACUAUGGAAAGGCUCUCAAGAGCUGCGAUCCCGACGGACCAUUGAUGCUGCACGUCAGCAAGCUGAUUUCAAAGAGCGAUGGUAGUGGCUUUGAUUGUCUGGCGCGUGUCAUGAGUGGCACCAUCACCAAGGGCACGCCCGUUAGAAUCUUGGGCGAGAAGUACACACCCGACAACGACGAGGACCUUGUAAUCGAUGAGAUCACUCGCAUCUCCAUCUGUGAGGCACGUUAUCAAAUCGACAUUGAGCGCGCCUCUGCUGGAACAUGGGUGUUGCUGGAGGGUGUCGACAACGCAAUCGUCAAGACAGCCACCAUCACAUCGGUCAAUGACAUUGACGAACAGGACGACGCCAACCGCGCAUCGAUUUUCCGUCCACUUCAGUUCAACACCAAGUCGGUGUGCAAGGUGGCCAUUGAGCCACUAAACCCAUCAGAGCUGCCCAAGAUGUUGGCCGGUCUGCGAAAGAUCAACAAGAGCUAUCCUUUGGCCGUGACGCGUGCCGAGGAGUCUGGCGAGCAUAUCAUUCUGGGCACGGGCGAGCUGUACCUAGACUGUAUUCUGCACGACCUGAGGACGAUGUACGCCGAGAUCGAGAUCAAGGUCGACGAUCCGGUCAUCUGUCUGGCAGAGACCAUCAUCGAGACGUCGGCCAUCAAGUGCCACGCAGACACACAGAACAAGAAGAAUCGUCUCACAAUGAUCUGUGAGCCAUUGGAGAAGGGAUUGGCCGACGACAUUGAGUCAGGACUGAUAAAGAUCGACUGGCCAAAGAAGAAGCGCACAGAGUUCUUCCAGAACAAGUACGGCUGGGAUGUGUUGGCCGCCAACAAUCUCUGGGCAUUUGGUCCAGACGCAUGUGGAGCCAACGUACUCAUCAAUGAUACAAUCGAUGUCAAUCGCGCCAACCUUAUGUCGAUCAGCGAGUCUGUCGUCAGAGGAUUCCAAUGGGCCACCAAAGAGGGACCACUGGUCGACGAGCCCGUGCGAAACGUGAAGUUCAAGCUGAUCGAUGCCACCAUUGCCUCUGAGCCAAUCGCUCGCUCUAGUGGCCACAUUGUGCCAGCAGCGCGCUCAUCUACACACUCUGCCUUCCUGGUGGCAGCACCGCGUCUAAUGGAGCCAGUAUACAUGGUCGAGGUCAUCUCGCCACCCGACUGCGUCCAGUCCAUCGAGUCAGUGCUGACUCGUCGCAGAGGACACAUCAUCCACGACUACCCCAAGCCCGGCACGCCCCUAUACAUCACCAAAGCACUGCUGCCCGUACUGGACUCGUACGGCUUUGAAACGGAUCUGCGCUCACACACUCAGGGUCAGGCAUUCUGUCUGUCCACAUUUGAUCACUGGCAGAUUGUUCCAGGUGAUCCACUCGACAAGUCAGUCGUUCUGCAGCCACUGGAGCCUAGUCCCCAGGCACAUCUAGCACGCGAGUUGCUCAUCAAGACAAGAAGAAGAAAGGGACUAAGCGAGGAUGUAAAUUUAAGCAAGCACUUGAGCGACGAGCAGCUGUUGAACCUGGCCAAUCAGACU
Molecule: messenger RNA, 2991 nt
Organism: Acytostelium subglobosum LB1
Lineage: Eukaryota; Evosea; Eumycetozoa; Acytosteliales; Acytosteliaceae
Exons: 3
Biological process (GO): mRNA splicing, via spliceosome
Cellular component (GO): U2-type catalytic step 2 spliceosome; cytosol; U4/U6 x U5 tri-snRNP complex
Molecular function (GO): GTPase activity; U5 snRNA binding; GTP binding
Source: RefSeq, a predicted model, not a curated record